Molecule: messenger RNA, 1835 nt
Organism: Centruroides sculpturatus (bark scorpion)
Lineage: Eukaryota; Metazoa; Arthropoda; Arachnida; Scorpiones; Buthidae
Product: tigger transposable element-derived protein 4-like
Exons: 1
Coding region: 173-1726 (517 amino acids)
Cellular component (GO): nucleus
Molecular function (GO): DNA binding
Source: RefSeq, a predicted model, not a curated record
UACUACGUGUUCAGUCCUAGGGUCAGAGUCCGCUUCCUAGAACGAUUGUGGGUGGUACUGUCACCACCUGAUUCAGUGGGGUGAGAUGCGCCACCCGUUUAAACGACGUGACAGUGGGUUAGUCUGCAUAGCUCUCAUACUCGUGUUGUAGUUUAGCAUCAAAUCAGAUAAAAUGGCUAGCUUAAAAAGGAAAGUGUUAACGUUAGACUGCAAAGUAGAAAUAAUUAAAGCAGUUGAAAGUGGAAGAAAAAAGGCAGAUGUAUGCAGAGACUUUGGUUUAGCAAAUUCUACAGUGUGCACAAUAAUAAAAAACAGAGAGAAAAUUUUGAAAAGUUUUCAAGAUGGCAAGGGACAAGUGAAAAAAAUUAAGUUAUGUGAAAAAGCCAAUAUUGAUGACGCUCUAAUUAAGUGGUUUAACCAAUGCAGAAGUUCCAACUUACCACUAAAUGGACCAAUACUAAUGGAAAAAGCAGAAGAAUUUGGACGACUACUAGGCGAUACUAACUUUAAAUGUUCUAAUGGAUGGCUAGACCGUUUUAAACAAAGACAUAACAUAAGUUUUGGGAAAGUGUGUGGAGAAGCAAAAAGUGUAAAUUUACUGGACGUUGAAAACUGGUUAAGAGAUGUGUGGCCUAAACUAAGGGGAGAAUAUGCAGAUGAAGACAUUUAUAAUGCAGAUGAAACCGGGAUAUUUUACAAACUUUUACCGGAUAAAACAUUUAAAUUUAAAAACGAAAAGUGUGUUGGUGGAAAACUUGCGAAAGAUAGGAUAACAGCUUUUGUUUGCGCUAAUAUGACUGGUACAGACAAAAGAAAACUUCUUGUAAUAGGAAAAUCAAAGAAUCCAAGAUGUUUUAAAAACAUAAAAACACUACCAGUAAAUUACAAAGCGAACAAAAAGUCAUGGAUGACGUCUGAGAUUUUUGAAGAAGAAAUUCGAAAAUGGGAUAAAGAACUUAUUGGUAAACGAAAAAAAGUUUUACUCCUUGUCGAUAAUUGCCCAGCACAUCCAAUUUUAGAAAAUUUAAAGAACAUCAAACUUGUAUUCCUUCCUCCGAAUUGUACUAGCGUACUUCAACCAAUGGAUCAAGGAAUUAUAAGAAGCCUUAAAUCUCACUUCAGAAAAAUUCUUUUACAAAAAAUUAUAACAAAUAUGGAAGAUAAAAAUAAAAUGGCAAUUUCUUUAUUAGAUGCAGUUGAUUUUUUGGAAAAAUCUUGGUGUAAGGUUAGUUCGCUAAUAAUAGCAAACUGUUUUCACCAUGCAAAAUUGUGUAAUAGUCAAACAGCUAUUACAUUUACGAAAGAUGACAAUGAGGACGAUGACAUUCCUUUAUCGGAAUUAAUUAAAACACUUCAGAGUUCAGAAAACGGCGAAUUUUUGUUAACUGCUGCUACUGAAUAUGAGUGUGUAGAUGAAAAUUUAAUAACAUCUCAAUUUUAUACAGAUGCAGAUAUUAUUGAGCAAAUUAAAUGUUCAGACGAAAAAAAUGUGGAUGAUGAUGAUGAUGAUAAUGAUGAUAAUGAAGAAGAUGAAAUAUCAAACAGAGAAACUACAGUGCCGUCAACUAAGGAAGCGAGUAAUGCGAUAAAAUUAUUGAAAAUGUUUUACAGGUCUCGUAAAACUUCAUCGGAAAUAAUGAACAAAAUCUAUGACUUAGAAAAUGACAUUGAUAAACAAUUUUUAGGUGAAAAAUGCCUACAAUCUAAAAUAACUGACUUUUUUUAAGUGAAUAUUUUUAUUGUUUCUUUUUAAUUGAUAUACAUUAAUUUAACCUAAAAGUGAAAGAUAUUGGACUUCAUGUCCAUUGAUAGAUAAGCAAGAAACGAGAAAAUUA